Eufriesea mexicana is the source of this 1766-nucleotide messenger RNA. RefSeq names its product cytochrome P450 6A1-like. Lineage: Eukaryota; Metazoa; Arthropoda; Insecta; Hymenoptera; Apidae. The transcript has 6 exons. Gene Ontology annotation, molecular function: heme binding; iron ion binding; monooxygenase activity. The record is from RefSeq and is a predicted model, not a curated record. Bases 211 to 1710 code for a protein of 499 amino acids.
UUAAAGAACAAAUGACGUAUAAAGCUUGGAGGGCCUGUAUGAUUAACCAGUCGUGUUAAAGACGUGUUCAAAGAACAUUCAUAUAUUUGCAUUCGGUAUUAGUGCAACAUUGACACAUGAUUUGUCCGAGAUAAGACGGGAAGGACGGCCAAUUGCAAAUUAUUGUAACUCAAAUACCUUGCAACAUCUGAUCUCGAGUUUUCUCAAAUAAUGGUGAGCUACUUCGACAUUCUCUGUGGCAUAGUCGCAUUAGUCCUUCUUAUCUAUUAUUAUGCGACCUCGACAUUCGACUUCUGGAAAAGUCGUGGAGUACUUGGUCCACGACCUUUACCAUUCUUUGGUAAUACCAAAGACAUCAUGUUUCCGAAAAUGUCGACCGGAGAAUUUGUCAUGGACAUUUACAAUAAAUAUAAAGGAGAACCACUGGUUGGCUUAUAUAUGAGAAGAUCGCCUUUUCUCAUCGUGAAUGACUCAGAACUCAUGAAAGAUGUCCUCAUUAGAGAUUUCUCCCAUUUCUCCGAUCGUGGAAAUGUUGUACCCGAAAAGGCGGAGCCACUAUCUCCGAAUCUGUUCAACUUGGAACCAGAAAGAUGGCGGCCAUUGAGAUCCAAGCUCUCCCCGAUAUUCACGUCCGGCAAAUUAAAAGAGAUGUACCAUCUUAUUAUCGAGUGCACGCAACACUUGGAAGAAUACCUGAACCAGGAGAUCGAGAAAGGAGAACCGAUCGAUUGUGUUGAAUUAACAGCGAAAUUCACGACCGAUGUGAUCGGUACCUGCGCCUUUGGCAUCGAGACGAGCGCAUUGGCGCACGAGGACAGCGAAUUCCGACGAAUGGGCAAAGAUGUGUUCGCAGCGAGUCUGCAAAACUCCAUACGAAUGAGGAUGAGACAAUUUUUGCCAAAAUUUUACGAUUUACUCGGUUACGUGAUACCUAAACAGAGGUACACUUGGUUCUUCCAGAGGGUCAUCAUGGAGACCAUAAAAUAUAGGGAAGAGAAUGAUGUUUAUAGGCCAGACUUCAUUAACAUGUUGAUGGAACUUCAGAAACAUCCAGACAAAAUGGAAAAUAUAGAAUUGACGGAUUCGCUGCUUACAGCACAAGCAUUCGUGUUCUUCAUAGCAGGUUUCGAAACUUCUUCGACAACUAUGAGCAACGCUCUUUACGAAUUAGCUUUGAAUCAAGAUAUACAGGAUAAGCUUCGCGAAGAAAUUCACGAGUAUUGUGGCGAAAGCAACGAGAAAUUAAAUUACGACGAUGUCAAAGGAAUGAAAUAUUUGGACAAAGUAUUUAAAGAAACAUUAAGGAUGUAUCCACCAGGUGCACGCUUGACGAGAAGAUCCGUAUCGGACUACACUUUCAAUGAUACGAAAGUUACUAUACCAAAGGGUACAAUGAUAUGGAUACCAAUUCUUGGGAUACACAGAGACCCGGAUAUUUAUCCAAAUCCUGAAAUUUUUGAUCCUGAAAGAUUCGACGACGACGUCGUAGCUACGCGACACUCUAUGCACUAUAUGCCAUUUGGAGAUGGACCAAGAAAUUGUAUUGGUGCACGUUUCGCAGUUAAUCAAACCAAACUUGGGCUAAUUACGAUUCUUCGUAACUGCAAAGUGGAACCCUGUGAAAAGACUAUGAUUCCAUACGUAUUUAAUCCACGUGCAUUCUUAUUGGCUCCGAAGGAAGGAAUAUAUUUAAAAAUAACGAAACUGUGAGGCGAAUGCAAACAUACAUGUUCUUCCUUUUAAAUAAUUUUUAUAUUUAUUUCGAA